UAAAAUGUUCGCACUUGUCUAGUGGUGCGAGGUGGUACAAACAGUGCGAUCUUAUUAAGUAGUUGAGAACAACUGCAUAUACCAUUUAAGAUCUUGAAUAAUAGCAAAAGGUCCCUUUGUUUUCUCCUGCUUGCAAGAGAAGGGACCUGCAGUUUAUGCUGCCAUACAGCGUAAUCUUGAUAGGUAUGAAGCUUAAAAGCAAUGUAACGGAAGAAACUAUUUUGGACUUGUUCAAGUUUCCUAAUGUAGACCAAGUAGUGUGGGGACCACACUGAAGAACAAUACUCGAGGUGAGACCUGACCAAAGAGAAGUAAAGAACUCUAAUACUGGAUAUGUUUGUAAAAUCACGAGUUGUUCUUUUUACAAAACUCAGCAUUGUCAUAGAUGUUUGAAUGACAUUGAUGAUGUGAGUAUUGAAACAAAGAGAGUUUUCCAGUGUAAUCCCCAAGUCCUUGAUUUUAUUAACAGUGUUGAGCAAUUGGCCAUCAAUGUAAUAGUUUGAUAAUAUUGGGUGGUGAGUACGGUUACAGUUAAUUACAUGACAUUUGAUUGAAUUAAGGUUCAUACCGUUAAGUGAACACCAUGCAGAGAGGUUAUUCAGUUCUGAUUGCAAUAUGGCAGCAUCAUAAUGAUUUUUUAUAACUUUAAAGCACUUCAAGUCAUCAGCAAAUAGCAAGGCGUUACAAUCGUGAAAACAGUUGGUAAUAUCAUUAAUAAAUAUAUUAAAGAGUAAUGGACCCAAAUGGGACCCCUGUGGUACACCUGACUUAACUGGAAAGGUUUGUGAGUAAAAGUGGUUUACUCGGAACUUGUUGAAAUCUUUCGGUUAAAUAACUCUGUAACCACUGCAACAAAGGUCCACUUAUGCCAUAGGAGCUAAGCUUUUGAAUCAGGAGUUCAUGAUUUACUCUGUCAAAGGCCUUGGAAAAGUCAGUAUAAAUUGAAUCAACUUGAAGUCCCUCCUCCAAGGCUUCAGACAGAAAAUCAACAUAGGUCAACAAACUCAGUUCAGCAGACUUACCUGUAGUAAAACCAAAUUGCUGAGAGUUUAGGAUCCCGGAGCUAUCGAAGGUGAGGAAAUCAGUUAUAAUACUCUCAAAAACCUUUGGUAUAACACUAAGAAUAGAUAUAGGGCAGGAAUUACUAAUAUUAGAUUUAUUACCAGAUUUAUAUAUUGGUGUGACAUAAGAAAGUUUCCAAAAUUCUGGAAACUGACCUACAUCCAAAGAUUUAUUAAAUAUAUGAAACAAAGGUCGCGAUAGUACAAAACUGAAUUCCUUAAGAAAAUUAGGUGGUAUACCAUCAGGACCAGGACCCUUGUUGACACUUAAUGAUGAAAGCUUUUCGUAAAUUUUGGAAAUCUGGAUACCAUAUGAUGAGAUAUUGAGUUGAGACUGAAUAUGGUCAACAUUGCAAUUUAAAGUAAUAUCACUAUAAACUGAUGAAAAGUGAUCUGCGAAUAAGUUAGCAAUAUCAUUGCCACAUGAAGCUACAGAGUCAUUCAGGGUCAUUAAGUCAGGUAUACAAUUGUUUUCACGCUUGCUACCUACAAAUUUCCAAAAAUGCCUCGCCUUAUUUUGUAUAGAAAAUUCGGUGAAACGUAUGUAAUUGUCAUAACAGCAUUUAGAUAGAUUUUUACAAUUUGUUCUCAGAUGACAAAAAUCAGCAUAGCUUUCAGGAGUCUUUAAGGUUUUAUAAAUUUUAUGAGCUUUUAUUUUUUCCUUUAACAAUUGCUUAAGCUCAGAAGAAUACCAACAAGGAAAUUUCUUAGUACUAAAAUAUUUAACUGGAGUGAAAUGUUCAAUGAGAGAGUAAAUAAUGUCAUAAAACAUAGCGAUCAUGUUGGAAAGAUCUCUACCACGAAACAGGUUAUCCCAUUCUAUAUAUUCUAGACAUUGGUGAAUUGCUGGAAAGUUUGCAUUACGGAAAUCAUAAUAAUAUUCGUUGCCAGAAAUUGACCUAUCAAAAACAUUAAGCUGCAAUGAUGUUAACAGAGGAGGAUGAUGAGAGUCAGGUGAAACCAGAGCAUCGUCAGCUUCAGAAAUGACAAGCUCUUCUGGGGCCAGGAUAAGAUCCAGAAUAACACCCCUGCUAUUAAAUAUAAAAUUACAUUGAAAAAGAUUAUGAUAAGCACACAUAUUUGAAACAACCUCAAUGGCAUCAACUACAGCUAGAGGUGAUGAAGUUUGUGAGGUUGCAGAAGAGCAAUAAUCUUCAACUCUCCACCUAGCUGAGGGGAGAUUAUAGUCACCAAAUAAGUGAAAUUUCAGGGAUGAAAACUGUUCACUUAGAAGCAUCAGUUGGUCAGCAUGAAUUUGAUAGGUGUAGGCUGGAGAUUGAGGUGGAAUGUAUAGAGCUCCCAGAAUAAGUUUUCCGUGGAACCGUACAAACAGCUGUUCAAUAGAAGGAUCAGAUUGGAUUCGUAAUGAUGAAUAUUUCUUUAAAAUAGCCAUUAAUACUCCACCCCCUCUAAGAGAUGAACUAGAGGCAGGUGUACGAUCCUGUCUAUAGAUAUUGUAAUUGACAAUAGUGUUAGAACAGGUUUGGGACAGACUGAUAAAUUUCAGGUGAAAGUAGGAUUGCACCAAGGCUCGGUGCUUAGUCCUUAUUUAUUCUCAUUAGUUUUGGACUAGAUAACAGCGAAACUACAGGGUAGUAUUCCAUGGUGCCUAAUGUAUGCUGAUGAUGUAGUGUUAAUAGGAAAUAGUGAAAGAGACUUAGAACAAAAACUGGAACAGUGGAGACAAGCUCUGGAGGAAAAAUGUUUAAAACUUAGUAGGACAAAAACAGAGUAUUUGGAAUGUUCAUUUAAAGAUGGAGCUACUACAAAUAAAAUGGUAUCUUUGGAUGGUGAAAUGAUUGUGAAAAGCAAUAGUUUUAAGUACCUAGGAUCGGUAUUACAAAGUAAUGGAGAAAUAGAUGGAGAUGCAUGUAGUAGAAUUAGGGCUGGAUGGAUGAAGUGGAAAGAAGCGAGUGGUGUGUUGUGUGACAGAAAAAUUCCAAUGAAGCUGAAGGGAAAAUUCUAUAAAACAGCCAUAAGACCGGCUAUGAUGUACGGAACUGAAUGUUGGGCAGUGAAAAAGAAAGAGGAACAACGAAUGCAUGUGGCGGAAAUGAGAAUGCUUAGAUGGAUGAGUGGAGUGACAAAGAAGGAUAAAAUUAGAAAUGAGUAUAUUAGGGAAAGUCUAGGUGUGGCACCAAUUGAUGCCAAAAUGAGAGAGCAUAGGUUAAGAUGGUUUGGUCAUGUUCAACGUCGAGACGUUAAUCGCCCAAUACGAAGAAUAGCUGAAGUGCAGAUUCUUGGAAGGAGUAGUAGAGGAAGACCAAAGAAGACCUGGGGGAGGCGAUAAGGCAGGACAUGUUGGUAAAAGGGAUUAACAUUGAUAUGACCCAAGAUAGAAUUGUGUGGAGAAAUGCAAUUAGGGAAGCCGACCCCGCAUAGGGAUAAGGCAAAGAGAAUGAUGAUGAUGAUGCAGACCCUUACAAAGGGUUAGGGAUACAACGAAACAAAAUUGUUUUGUUUUGUCCACUCUUACCAGCCUGUUUGUAAUUUGUUCUGUAGGCAAUUUUUUUCUUUUAACUAUUUUAACUGUUAUAUUUUAUGUGUUGUAUAUAUGACUUAUAUUUAGUAUCUACUAAAUUGUUCCAAAAUCUGUAAAAAAUUAAUAUCAUAAAUCAGUAUCAAAAAGCUAGUCAAAGCGUUCAGAUCUUAAUUCCUGUUAAUAAAUCUAAAUAUCUUAAGUUAAACAGUGAAACUAUUUUUAAAUUUAGUAUCAAUUUAAAGCUAAUUUUUGAGGUAUCUCAUGCAUUCACAGUGUUUUAAUACAAUUGUGUAAUAGUUGGUUAAUCUGCAACUAACAGAAAAUAAUUCAGUGUUUUUACUCUUUUUUGUGGUAAUUUACAGAUCACAAAAAAACAGAACUUCUCCACUAUCUGUAGGCAAUUGAUAAAGCUCAUUACU
This is a messenger RNA of Diabrotica virgifera virgifera (western corn rootworm), 3962 nucleotides long. RefSeq lists its product as uncharacterized. The transcript has 2 exons. The coding region runs from base 2674 to 3351 and encodes 225 amino acids. The record is from RefSeq and is a predicted model, not a curated record. NCBI's taxonomy places the organism in Eukaryota, Metazoa, Arthropoda, Insecta, Coleoptera, Chrysomelidae.